Molecule: messenger RNA, 2232 nt
Organism: Dermacentor silvarum
Lineage: Eukaryota; Metazoa; Arthropoda; Arachnida; Ixodida; Ixodidae
Product: clathrin heavy chain 1
Exons: 8
Coding region: 362-1510 (382 amino acids)
Biological process (GO): intracellular protein transport; receptor-mediated endocytosis
Cellular component (GO): clathrin complex; clathrin coat of trans-Golgi network vesicle; clathrin coat of coated pit
Molecular function (GO): clathrin light chain binding; structural molecule activity
Source: RefSeq, a predicted model, not a curated record
CCAAGUGGACAUGUUUGCUCGGGAGAUAGAGAACGCGUUGUUAUAUCUGCUCCCCUGCUUUUGUAGUAGCUAGCACGAUGACAGGUGCUGAGUGGUUGGGACGACGAUACAUGCAGCCAUGGUCAUCGCCAUCAGCAUCACCGCCGGCCCGAGAAGUUUUUGCGGAUGUUUGCGUGCGGCCCGGAUCCCGUUGCUCGAAGCGCUGCACGUUGUUGUAGGGUGUCCCGCUGGCGGUAACGCCGCGGUUGGCGUUGACAUAACGCGCUACCCGAUGCCCCCAUGUUCAUGUACCGGCCUCCUCGCGACAAACUGUCAUUCGUUGCCAAACGCGACGACGUCUGUCCGAUGACAGCGGCCGACGAUGUCCACCGUCAGGAAAAAGUCGACCGCCGACCCGAAAAGCGUCACCCCUUCACUGUGCGUGACAGAACUCGUCCAGCUGACUCAGCUGGGCAUUCCGCUGGAGCACGUCACAUGGCCGCGUGUCACGGUCACCCCGAGCCAGUGGCUCUGCAUUCGCCACACCAUGACCUGCCGAAAUGCUUCCAGCAGUGCCGACAGGUGCUCGGUGGUGACGGUGUUCAACCCACAGCGGUCUGCGCCUCAGACUUACAAGGUCGAGGCACGCUGUGCCAAGCUGAAUCCAGACAAGCCCCUUUUAGCCAUCACAGACCAGUGGGCGCUGUACCUGUACAGCACACGCACCAAGAAGCUGCUGCACAAGAGCCGGCUGGAACGAGACCUCGUCUACUGGGCCUGGGUCACACCGUCCACUCUAGGACUGGUCACACGCGACGCUGUCUUCCACUGGGACUGCUCUUCGGCGCCAACAGAGCCGGUGUUCAUGUUUUCACUUCAUGAGCGCAUACGCAACACAGAACUCGUCGGCUACAUCACAGACCCAGGCCUCAAGUGGCUGGCAGUCACCGGACUCUUUCAAGAGGAGCAGGUGGUCUCUGGGCUGGUCCAGCUGUACAGUGUGGACCGGCGAGUGAGCCAGCUGCUGCCCGGCCAGUGUGCGCAGCUGUGCAGGCACCAGUUCCAGGGCCAGGCAUACGCUUCACAACUGCUGCUGCUGGCCGACCGGGGACCCGCGGGACAGCGACCCGAGGGCCGGCUCCACCUGUCCGAGCUGGGCCCGCCUGCCAGCACUGGUGGCGCCCUGCGCGGGCCCAUCGCCGAGACACUCGAAUUCUUCGACCCCCUUGACAAGUUCGACUUCCCCGUGUGUCUGCAGGUGUCCAGCAGCCAGGGCCUGGUGUACGUGCUGACCAAGUGCGGGGUUGUUCACCUGUGCGACCUGGAGACGGUGACGCCGCUCUGUCUGCACGUUGUGUGCCCCGACAUCACUUUCACUGCCUCGAUCACCCCUACGUGCGGGCUCAUGGUUGUCUCGCGCAAUGGCCAGGUUCUCUUGGUGGAGAUCAAAAAGGCUGCGCUUCUGCGGCGCAUCAUAGAGGUGGUGAACAGACCGGCCAUCGCCACUCGACUGCGCCAGACCUUGCCCUGAGUGCGCACCCUGGCCGCCCCGGCACUGCCCAGAGGCAGUGCGAGUGCCGCGCUGGGUUAAAGUAAUGCUCUUGUGUUUUGUCUAGUCAUCGGGACUGAGUGUGAUGGUCUGCCAGGGUGCUGUGAAGCGUUUAAUGUGUACUUACUCUUUGUGACACUUGCUUUCCUAGUGUGAAAAAGGUGCAGAGGCUGCCUUAGGUCACGGGCAUGCUCUAUUCUAUUUGUGUACAUAUAACCUGCACUGCACGCAACUUAUGUGUACAGUUCAGCCUCAGCUGAGAAAGCAAACGAAAAGGCUAUCUGUGCAACUAGCACAGAUUGCACAGUGUUUUAAUCUUUGAAAAAACUGAGCUUCAAAAGCAGUGUUGUCUUGUAUGCUUGGUCCUUGUUGCUGCUACUUCUGCCAGCUGUUGAAGCAUGUUAUGACUUCUGAACAGUGAAAGACAAAUUUGUGUGCAAACCUUGCAUUCUAAUACAGUUACAUGACAAAAGACAAUUUUGCCUUUAAAUGCAGCUACAUGGCAAUGUGUACAGCAUUGGUGUACAAUGCUGUACACCAAGAAACCACACGUAAGGGGAAGAAAAUUCUAGUGUAACUUGUACUCCUGCUUUGUACUUAAAUUUACUAAAAUUUUGGAGCUCGUUAUGCAUGCAAAGGUAUUUCAAAGGGCCUUAAUUUCGUUGUAUAGGGUUACCGUGAUAAGAUGUGUUUGACAGUGAUUU